Messenger RNA from Cucurbitaria berberidis CBS 394.84, 936 nucleotides. RefSeq lists its product as uncharacterized. The record is from RefSeq and is a predicted model, not a curated record. The transcript has 2 exons. Lineage: Eukaryota; Fungi; Ascomycota; Dothideomycetes; Pleosporales; Cucurbitariaceae. The coding region runs from base 228 to 512 and encodes 94 amino acids.
GCGCUGUUUCUCAUUGUGCGGUGAGGGUCCCAGUAUGCUAGUUUUAGACUCCCGAUCAUUCGUGUAUAAAAGGAUCGCUGCGGCGCACUCUCGAAGAAGGAAAACAUCACCAAGCUUCAACCACCUUGAGUUCAAUCUAAACUCACAUUAAGACGGGAUCGGCACUAGAGAACUACCCUCAUACAAACCUCGAACUACUCCUCAGCACAUACCACCUAUCAUCCACCAUGCCUGUUCUUCCAUUCCACUCCGCUACUCCUUCUCCCUCAACUUCUCCCACUUUGUCGCAUACACCCUCAAUAGUUCUCCAUCCCGCAUCGGGCGCUUCAUCAAAACGGGAGUUACACAAGCCGAAACAGGACCCUGCGGAAGCGUACCGUCACCGCUACGCGCAGUAUCUCGCAGCGACUUUCAACAUGUCGAUCCAAGCUGCGAUGGCCGAAGCUGAUACCCAGUUGGCACCUCGUCGAUCGUCGAGUAUUUCUGAAGCCGAGUCGUUGAGGGAGAUUUAAGGUGGACAUGGACGACAUGGCGGGGACGUACACGACUUUACGAAAUAUGCAUGGAAAUGGUGCUGGCAUUGGGAAGGGGUCUUCGGCGCAUACUCAUAUUUGUCGAAAUCAAAAGCUUCUUUGUUCCUUGUGACUCUUUUUGUGACACGACCCUAGGUGCUUUCGCUAAACCAGAGCGUUUCACAGAUCCCGCAUUGGAGGUGAGGUCGUGCUUAUCUACUCUCGUCCGCUGAAAUGGGUUUUUGCGUGGGACGAUUCGACAUCUAUGUUGUCGUGAGGCAGAUAGUCAUUGCGCAGUACAACUGCAAUACGAAUAACCCCGAACCAGCCUAGUCUUCACAUUCAAAUGCGACAUUCUAUACUGGCCAGAGGGGCCUCCCACAACGGUCGUGGCUCGAGCUGAAGCAACCAAGGCAUACGGUCC